CGCAAUACUACGCGACUGUUGCAACAUAGCACAUACCUGGGUGGGGACCAUUAGGUAUUUAGUCUGCUAUGUACGAUCCUGGCCAUGGGUUUUUUUUCUUUCUCACCUCACUGUCAAGUCCGUCUCCACGCACGAAGAACACUGAACAGUCUAGGUAUUAAAACAAACGUUGAAACCAAAACACCAUCAUGGCCCCCAUCAAAACAGUAGCCGUUCUCGGAGGCAGCACAGGCAACCUCGGCCCCUCCCUCAUCCACGCCCUCCACAACGCGGGCUUCACCGUCACCGCCAUCACCCGCCCCUCCCCCACCCCCAGCACUAACACCACCACCACCACCACCAACCCUCCCACCCCAAACCUCCCCCCCGACACCCGCACCCUCACAGCGGACUACGCCUCGGUCGAAUCCCUCACCGCCGCCUUCUCCGGCCAGGACGCGGUGGUGUCGGCGGUGGGCACGCAGGCGGUCGGCACGCAGCACACGGCGGUGGAUGCGGCGGUGGCGGCGGGCGUGCAGAGGUUCGUGCCGUCCGAGUUUGGCAUCCAUACGCGUCUGGUGCGGGAGAGGCCGAUUGGGCGGGUGUUGGCGGGGAAGGUGGGGGUGGUGGAUUAUUUGGAGGGGGUUGUUGAGAGGACUGGAGGGGAGGGGGGGUUGAGUUGGACGGGGGUGUCGACGGGGUUGUUUUUUGAUUGGGGCCUCGAACGCAGCGGGUUAGGUACCGUCAAUAUAAAGGACAAGACGGCCACUGUCAUCGACUCGGGCGACGAGAAGUGGUACGCCAGCACCCUCGCGCAGAUCGGUAGGGUUGUGGCGGGCAUUUUGAAGCACCCCGACGAGACGGCGAACAAGUACAUCGCCACAGCGUCGUUUAACCUCUCCCAGAACGAGCUGAUUGCGAUUGUGGAGGAGUUGACGGGAUGGAAGUUGGCAGUCACGAAGAUAAAGUCGGCGGAUCUGCAACAGAGUGGUGAGGCGAAGCUCGCGGCGGGUGAUUACUCGGCGUUUGUGGACUUGUUGAGGGCGCACAACUCUGCGGACGGCGCGGGCAACGGGCUGCCCGAGGAGGAGAGCGCGAACGGGUUGAUCGGUGUGCCGUAUGAGGAUGUGAGGGAGUCCGUGAAGAGCUGGCUGCAGCGGGAAGGGGCGCUGUAAACAACAACUAGACUCACGGCGCGUAAAGGGGUCGUGGGUUAAAAUCUAAAAUACAACGAUGAUGUUCUUAUUGCG
Messenger RNA from Chaetomium fimeti, 1229 nucleotides. RefSeq lists its product as uncharacterized. Gene Ontology annotation, molecular function: oxidoreductase activity. The record is from RefSeq and is a predicted model, not a curated record. The transcript has 3 exons. Lineage: Eukaryota; Fungi; Ascomycota; Sordariomycetes; Sordariales; Chaetomiaceae. Bases 189 to 1154 code for a protein of 321 amino acids.